UUUCAUAUCUCCUUGGACCUUAAACCCUAGAAGUUCGAAAUCACAAUCGAAAUAAUGUCAGACCACUUACCUUUCGAAAUCCAAACGGAAAUCAUGAAGAGGCUUCCUGUGAAAUCGUUGCUUCGAUUCCGAUCUGUCUCCAAAUCAUGUAAGUCUCUCAUCGACAGCUCUGAUUUUAUUAAACAUUAUAUCGGCCAAAAGCAACAUCUGCUUGUUCGUUGUUAUGAUUACGUUGCACAUUCUGAAAAACAACCCAUGUCCAUUGUUGAUGAUCAUACUUUCCCCACCCAGAGAAUUUCUGUUACUCUUCCAGAAUUUGUUAAAUAUCCCGACAUAAUCGGCAGCUCUCAUGGCUUGUUGUGUUUCUACAGCCUUGAUAAUCCCACCUUUGGAACUACUACUGGCAGGGCAGUUAUUUUCAAUCCGUGUAUUAGAAAAACGGUUGCUUUCGCUGUGCCUCGUGUCAUAUAUGGCCCCAUAUAUCGAACCGCUAUAGGUUUUGGGGUUUGUUGUCAGACCAAGGACCCUAAGAUUGUCAAGAUUACACUUGUUAAAAGCCAUAUAGAUUUCAAGAGUGUAGAUUGGAUCCCAUGGCAAGUUGAGGUGUUUACAUUAAGCACAAGGACUUGGAGAAGUCCAUAUAGCAACAAUGUUCCGAGUAAAUCGAUUAUUUAUAUGAAUCAGGUGGUUGUAGAUGGGUGUCUUUAUUGGCUUGCUACUGAUAGGCUUGAUCAGUGUGAUAAUUUGAUUAUUUCGUUUGACAUGACAAGUGAAGAAUUUAGAGAGGUAAACCUUCCGGAUAGUUUAGCCCAUGGUUAUUGUAGUCUCUACAUUUAUAAUCUAAGUGAGUCCCUUGCUGUGGUUAAAGAUGGUGUAGAGGACAAUAAACGGGUUUAUGAUGUAUGGAUGAUGCAGGAUGAUUCGUUUAUAAAGCUCUACACUAUUAAUAGUAGUCACUCACCAGAUGUAUCCAUACAGCGUGUGUGUGGAUUUAGGAAGACAGGUGAACCUGUAGUUGCACUAGAAACUGAUCCUAGCUCUAGAAUACUUGCUACAUAUGAUCCCUACUCUAAAUCCAUCACAAAUGUUGGGAUUAAUGGAAAAUUAGUUUCAUACUUUGUGUUUUCUUACAUGGAAACCCUACUGCUGCUUUGAUCAGCCCGUUUUUACUUCUGCGUUUGAAGCAUACAAGCAAGGUUUGAGCAUGGCGAAAGGAGUGCGUUUGGACUUUGGAACUUUUAGACAACUUUGUUUGGCUAACACAAUGGUGGACUCUAUAUCUUUAAUUUCUGAAUUUGGAUUUUAAAACUUUUGUAAGAAUGUAAAUGUUUCCUUAAUUGGCUAUUCAAGCGACUUUUGUGAUUGAUUCUUAUAUUUUAGUAUUCGAUGAUUAUUAAA
Molecule: messenger RNA, 1398 nt
Organism: Helianthus annuus (common sunflower)
Lineage: Eukaryota; Viridiplantae; Streptophyta; Magnoliopsida; Asterales; Asteraceae
Product: F-box/kelch-repeat protein At3g06240
Exons: 2
Coding region: 55-1155 (366 amino acids)
Molecular function (GO): protein binding
Source: RefSeq, a predicted model, not a curated record